Lotus japonicus is the source of this 1898-nucleotide messenger RNA. Its product is annotated as autophagy-related protein 18a-like. Gene Ontology annotation, cellular component: cytosol; phagophore assembly site membrane; extrinsic component of membrane. The record is from RefSeq and is a predicted model, not a curated record. NCBI's taxonomy places the organism in Eukaryota, Viridiplantae, Streptophyta, Magnoliopsida, Fabales, Fabaceae. The transcript is spliced from 4 exons. Gene Ontology annotation, molecular function: phosphatidylinositol-3,5-bisphosphate binding; protein binding; phosphatidylinositol-3-phosphate binding. The coding region runs from base 220 to 1407 and encodes 395 amino acids. Gene Ontology annotation, biological process: nucleophagy; protein localization to phagophore assembly site; autophagy of mitochondrion.
GGUGUAGACACAUAUUAUUAUCCCUUGUAAAACAAGCAAUACUCAACACCCAACCCCAACUCAUCUCACCUGGGUCAUAUCUUAGCUGCUUCAUCAUUCAUCGUCCCAAAUCCAACAAACACCAUCAUCUUCAACAACAACAACAACAUCAACAAAUCCGAAUUUAACUUGUCUGUGUUUCCUCAACACCAACACAACAAACAACCUUAACCCCCCCAAAUGUCUCACACCCCACAAACCCUAAUCCCCGUUGAUUCCGACGAAUCAUCACCCGAUUCACCUCCUCCUCCUCCGGCGACCCAGACACCCAACCCGCCGUCCUCCACUUCCACCACCCCCUCCACCCUCCUCCACCUCUCCUUCAACCAAGACUCCGGCUGCUUCGCCGCCGCUACCGACCAAGGCUUCCGCAUCUACAACUGCGACCCCUUCCGCGAGAUUUUCCGCCGCGAGUUCGGCCCCGGCGGCGGCAUCGGCCUCGUCCACAUGCUCUUCCGCUGCAACAUACUCGCCUUCGUCGGCGGCGGCGGUGGCGGUUCCGACCCACGUUACCCGCCGAAUAAGGUCAUGAUCUGGGACGACCACCAGUCUCGCUGCAUCGGGGAGCUCUCGUUUCGAUCGGAGGUUAAAGGGGUUCGUCUCCGGCGAGACCGAAUCGUGGUGGUUCUCGGUCACAAGAUAUUCGUGUACAAUUUUGCGGAUCUUAAGGUUAUGCAUCAGAUUGAGACCAUUACGAACCCGAAGGGGCUCUGUGAGGUUUCUCAUGUUUCGGGGACGAUGGUGUUGGUGUGUCCAGGGUUGCAGAAGGGUCAGGUUAGGGUGGAGCAUUAUGCUUCCAAGAGAACUAAGUUCAUCAUGGCUCAUGAUUCCAGAAUCGCCGCGUUCGCUCUCACUCAGGAUGGCCGGUUGCUCGCCACCGCGAGCUCUAAGGGGACCCUCCUUAGGAUUUUCAAUACCUUGGAUGGUACUUUGCUCCAAGAGGUAAGGAGAGGUGCUGACCGAGCAGAGAUAUACAGCCUUGCCUUUUCUUCUACUGCACAGUGGCUUGCUGUCUCGAGUGACAAGGGAACCGUUCAUGUGUUUAACCUGAAAGUUGAUUCCGGACUAUUGGGGCAUGAUAGAUCACAUAGUACAUCUGAGUCUAGUCCUUCUAGCCCAACGGCGGGUUCAUCUCUUUCAUUUAUUAAAGGUGUGUUGCCGAAGUAUUUCAGCUCAGAGUGGUCUGUGGCUAAAUUUCACUUGCAAGAAGGUUUGCAAUAUGUUGUUGCUUUUGGCCAUCAAAAGAACACAAUUGUAAUACUUGGCAUGGAUGGCAGCUUCUAUCGAUGUCAGUUUGAUUCUGCAACCGGUGGAGAGAUGACCCAACUCGAAUAUUACAAUUUCCUAAAGCCAGAGGAGACAUUCUAGCAUGGAUGUACCAUGAUGUAUAUAUCUCCAGUGCCACUUGCUGUGAAUACCAUUUGAAUUUGCUGUAAAUACGAGUACGAGCCCGGUGAUUGCAGCUUAUCUACCAGAAAAAAAGCGCUAGAUAAGCUCCAAUAAGUGCUCUUUGGUUUGCAUCCAAUCAAGUUGUAUAUGGGAGGCCACAAAUGUUAUCCCGUCCACUCCAACACUCCGUUGCCCUCCAUGUCAUGUACAUUCUAAACUUCGCUACCGAUUAGAAUGAGGGGAGCUCUCCCAUUUCCUUCCUAAUUUAGAGGGUUGUGUUGUCAUCUCCUUGCGUAUUAUCACAAUGCAAGUUUCAAAAUUUGUUCUUAUCUGCUAUGGUAUAUCAUCUAUUACAUUAAAUAAUCACUUACUGGUUAAUUAUAAGAGGGCAACACUCGGGAGGGAACGUGUUAAAAUGACAUAUUUUGUUAUGCUAAUUAUUAUUUUGAAAAAUGUUAUAGGAUUUCUUA